This is a messenger RNA of Onychostoma macrolepis, 344 nucleotides long. Its product is annotated as cystatin-B-like. The transcript is spliced from 3 exons. Gene Ontology annotation, cellular component: cytosol. Bases 30 to 344 code for a protein of 104 amino acids. NCBI's taxonomy places the organism in Eukaryota, Metazoa, Chordata, Actinopteri, Cypriniformes, Cyprinidae. The record is from RefSeq and is a predicted model, not a curated record. Gene Ontology annotation, molecular function: cysteine-type endopeptidase inhibitor activity.
UCUACACUGAUCAUCAGCACACAGCAGUAAUGACAGAACUUGGAGCCUGGAGCGAAGUGAAGCCGGUCACUCUAGAAGUGAUCAAGAUUUGCCUUGAGAUGAGGAAACAGAUUGAGGAAAAUGUUGAAAAUGAAAAAGAUUCGAAGGUUUACAUUCCUUUGGUCUAUGCUUCUCAGGUUGUGAAUGGAACAAACUAUGUGGUCAAAGUGUUUCUUGGUGGAAGGGACGAUGGAGUGUGUGUUCAUGCGAAGAUACAUCAGGCUCUUGCCUGUCAUGAAGGAAAACUGACACUGUCUGGAUUCCAGUUCCCUAAAACCUUCGAUGAACCUCUGAAACCCUUCUGA